Molecule: messenger RNA, 4102 nt
Organism: Drosophila bipectinata
Lineage: Eukaryota; Metazoa; Arthropoda; Insecta; Diptera; Drosophilidae
Gene: Delta
Product: neurogenic locus protein delta
Biological process (GO): Notch signaling pathway; cell communication; multicellular organism development
Cellular component (GO): membrane
Molecular function (GO): Notch binding; calcium ion binding
Source: RefSeq, a predicted model, not a curated record
GGUGCCGCUCAUUUCGAAUUCCGCUUUUGAUCUGCUCGGUUGUGUUUCUGGCCUUUUCGAAAAAUAGCCUUUGCUGUCGUCGGAAAAGCGGCUAGCCGGGUACCGUCGUCGGAGUGCGGAAAAACACACAAGUCAAUAAAUACAACAUAUAGUGCCAGUGAACUGCCAAACACAAAUCACCGAUUUCCACGAAUCGAAUUUUUGGCAGUUUUUGAAAAUAAAUGGAAUAGUGCUAGAACCAAGGAAUACAUCAUCCAAGAUCACAGUGUUUUGAAAUCGAGAAACGCCAACCGUUAGUUCUUGUCCAUUGGCUUCUUGGCGCGAGACGGGGCACAGUAACACGAAAUAAAAUAAAAUAAAGUUUUAAGAUCCGCGUACUUAAAAAUAAACACCGAAAUGUGGCGCGUGCACGUGUAGCUUGCAAAAAAAAAAAUACAAAAAAGAAAUAGAAAGAAAACACAACAAAAAGCUCAAGAUGCGAAAAGCGAGUAGCCAAACCAUGUGCGACAAAAAAUAAUCGCGGCCAGCAAGUUACCAAAAAUAAAAUACAAUAAACAAUUUGAGUAGUUGCUGCACACCCACACACACACACACACGUGGAUUACUACACUUACAAGCGACACUCAUCUAAAUUCCCAACUUCAUCCACCUCCAGAAAUCAAUAAACAUGCAUUGGAUUAAAUGUUUAUUAACAGCAUUCAUUUGCUUCACAGUCAUCGUGCAGGUUCACAGUUCCGGCAACUUUGAGUUGCGACUGAAGUACUUCGCCAACGAGCAUGGGCGCGACCAUGAGGGACGCUGCUGCAGCGGGGAGACGGACGCGGCGACGGGCAAGUGCCUCGGAAGCUGCAAGACGCGGUUUCGCGUUUGCCUGAAACACUACCAGGCCACCAUCGACACCACCUCGCCGUGCACCUAUGGGGACGUGGUGACGCCCAUUCUGGGUGAGAACUCGGUCAACCUGACCGACGCCAAGCGUUUGGAGAACAAGGGCUUCUCCAAUCCCAUCCAGUUCAGCUUCCAGUUUUCCUGGCCGGGCACCUUCUCGAUGAUCGUCGAAGCCUGGCACGACACGAAUCUGACCGCCAAUGCGCGAUCCAAAAGCAAACUCAUCCACCGGCUGUUGGUGCAGCAGGUACUGGAGGUGUCCUCCGACUGGAAGUCCAACAAAUCGGAAUCGCAGUUCACCUCAAUGGAGUACGAUUUCCGUGUCACCUGCGACUCAAACUACUACGGAUCCGGCUGUGCCAAGUUCUGCCGGCCCCGCGACGACUCAUUCGGUCACUCCACCUGCUCGGAGACGGGCGAAAUUAUCUGUCUGACCGGAUGGCAGGGCGAUUACUGUCACAUACCGAAAUGCGCCAAGGGCUGUGAGCAUGGACACUGCGAGAAACCCAACCAAUGCGUUUGCCAGCUGGGAUGGAAGGGAGCUCUGUGCAACGAAUGCGUCAUUGAACCCAACUGCAUCCAUGGAACUUGCAACAAGCCCUGGACCUGCAUCUGCAACGAGGGCUGGGGCGGUCUCUACUGCAACCAGGAUCUCAACUACUGCACGAAUCACAGGCCCUGCAAGAACGGCGGCACCUGCUUCAACACCGGCGAAGGACUCUACACUUGCAAGUGCGCCCCCGGAUUCGUGGGCGAUGACUGCGAACGGGAGAUCUACUCGUGCGACGCCGAAGUUAAUCCCUGCCAGAAUGGCGGCACCUGCGUGGAUGAGCCCCCGACGAAAAACGGCUACAAGUGCCACUGCCCCAACGGCUGGAGCGGCAGGAUGUGCGAAGAGAAAGUACUGACCUGCGCGGACAAACCCUGCCACAAGGGAAUCUGCCGCAACGUGCGACCCGGUCUGGGAGGCAAGGGUCAGGGCUACCAGUGCGAGUGUCCCAUCGGCUACAGCGGACCCACCUGUGAGCUCCAGCUAGACAACUGCAGUCCGAAUCCCUGCCAGAACGGAGGAACCUGCCAGGCGAAUGGAAACUGCGUGUGUCCGGUCGGAUUUUCGGGUCCCAAGUGCGAAACCAACAUCGACGAUUGCCUGGGACACGAGUGCGAAAACGGCGGCACCUGCAUCGACAUGGUCAACCAGUACCGCUGCCAGUGCGUACCCGGAUUCCAUGGCACUCACUGCAGCAGCAAAGUAGACCUCUGCCUGAUCAGACCCUGUGCCAACGGAGGAACCUGCACGAACCUGAACAACGACUACCAGUGCACUUGCAGGGCAGGUUUCACCGGCAAGGACUGCUCGGUGGACAUUGAUGAGUGCAGCAGCUCUCCCUGCCACAACGGCGGCACCUGCAUGAACCGGGUCAACUCCUUCGAGUGCGUCUGCGCCAACGGUUUCCGCGGCGAACAGUGUGACGAGGAGUCCUACGCCUCCGUCCCCUUCGGCGCCCACCAAUACGGAGCUGCCACCCACCAAGCCAGAGCUGACGGCCUGACCAACGCCCAGGUGGUCCUGAUAGCCGUCUUCUCGGUGGCCAUGCCCCUAGUGGCCGUCAUCGCCGCCUGCGUGGUGUUCUGCAUGAAGCGCAAGCGCAAGCGUGCCCAGGAGAAGGACGACGCCGAAGCCAGGAAGCAGAACGAACAGAACGCAGUGGCCACCCUCCAUCACAAUGGCAGCGGAGUGGGUGUAGCUCUGGCCUCGUCCUCUCUGGGCGGCAAGACGGGCAGCAGCAACGGACUCACCUUCGAUUCGGGCAAUCCCAACAUCAUCAAGAACACAUGGGACAAGUCGGUGAACAACAUCUGCGCCUCGGCUGCUGCGGCAGCGGCGGCGGCAGCUGCGGCGGACGAAUGCCUGAUGUACGGUGGCUACGUGGCCAAUCCGGCGGACAACAACAAUGCCAACUCGGAUUUUUGUGUGGCUCCCCUGCAGCGGGCUAAGUCCCAGAAGCAGCUCAACACAGAUCCCACGCUGAUGCACCGCGGCUCACCCGCCGGCAGCUCCUCGAAGGGCGCUCCGGGAGCGGCGGAGGGCAAGCGGAUCUCCGUGCUCGGCGAGGGAUCCUACUGCAGCCAGCGCUGGCCAUCCCUGGCGGCGGCGGGAGUGGCGGGUGCCUGCUCCUCCCAACUGAUGGCCGCCGCCUCGGCGACGGGCAGCGGAGCGGGGACGGCGCAACAACAGCGGUCCGUCGUCUGCGGAACUCCGCACAUGUAACUCCCCAAAGCCGGAAGAGAUCUCGAGGAUCUGUUGGAGCCAACAGCACAAACACAAAGAAAAGACUGGGUUGGGUUCGAAAUGUAAGAGAGACGCCAAAAUAUUGUUGUUGAUUGAAGCAGUUUUAGUCGUCAAAAGCAAAAGAUAUAUCUGUAACAGGCAUAACUCGUGAAACUCCCUGCACACUCUACAAUAACUACCAAAUCUGUAACCAAAGCCGUUUCGACAAUAUUGAAAGUAUUUUUUAAAGAUUUUAUUAUUGCAUUGGCAUUUUUUAAACCAAACCUAUAUAUGUCCCAACUGGCCAAUGGUAACAGAUUUCGUAACCUUGGACAUAAUCAAAGGACUGACGCAAGCACAAAGUAAUACACCAUAAAGUCUGCCGUAUUGAAAAAAUUGAAAUUCGGGCCUCUAAAAUACCCCUCUAAAAAACUACUACUUGACCAAUUGCUAGAUAGAAUUUAGAUCAAGACCAAGAACCACACUGGACGACAGAGUCAGAGGGAUGACUCUGCACACGUUUUGACGUUUUGCAUGUUACUGAAAAAUCUGCUUCAAUUUAAUCUAUUUUUUUCACCUAGUUCGAUAUGAAUUGUAAAUAGUAAUUGUAGCCUACAUUAGCCUACGUUCGACUAAAUGUAAUCUAAUGCUAAAUGAUUGAAAAGAAACCUCCUCAUUGACGCCGCACCACACCGGGACUGCUUUUCUAUGCAAGGCAGUUGACCGGAUCGGGCGAUUUGUAUAUAGUACUUAUAGGUCACAUCGAUAUACGAAAAGGAUAAGAGAAAAAACAUGAAAAGCCACACAAAAAAACUACAUAAAUUGACUAUCUCGACUAUUUAGUUCUAACUAUGUAUUUGUAAAUGUAGCGAAUCGAAGAAACCCUAAACUUAACUCGACCCUAGCUUAAUGUUAAUUUAAAAAGACCCAAAACAAACAAAC